AUGAUGCCUUUGGUUGCUAAUCCUGUCCAAGAAGGUCUUGACGAGGACUCUGGCGUUGGCGAGCAUAUGGCCAGCGGAGGUGGGCGGCUGGAGCCCCCCCGCAUAGCGCACGCCCACACGGUGGGCCCUGACUGGCCGAGCGAGGCCAGCCUGGAGGAGGGCCUCCCCAAGGCGGGGGCGCUUGCGCGCGCGGUCACCUUCAGCGGGGCGCUGCGCGGCCACACCCCCUCCGCGGGGGAGCUCGUGCUGCAGCAGCCCCUCCUGCGGCCCAUCCGCACGCACCGCGCCAGCGACGGCCAUGGCGGCACUGGCCAGGGGUGGCAAGGCGCGCCCAGCAUGGCCCCCAUGACAGCGGGGGGAGGCCUGGGGGGGGUGGGCAGCCCCACCAAGAGGACGUCGCUCAGUCGGCAGGGGAGCAUAGAGAUGGAGGAGUGCAGGAUAUGCAAGGAGGGGAGGGAGGGCGGGGAGCGGAUGAUCAGGCCGUGCCUGUGCGGCGGCAGCAUGGCGCGCGUGCACCUGCGGUGCCUGCAGCAGUGGCUGGAGCGGCGGCGCGCGGACCCUGCUGUCCCGGACGCGGCCGCGCUGAGCUGCGAGGUGUGCAAGGCGCCGUACCGCCUGCACGUGCGCGAGCGCCUCAACCUCACGCUGGACGCGCUCUGCAGCUGCGCCUCCCUGGGCUUCUACGCCGAGUUUGCCACCAUCCUAGUUACGCUGGCCGCCAUGGUUGCGCUCUUCUACCUCUUUGCCUACUCGCAGGACCAGGCCGGCGUGGGUGGGGUGGCAUUCUACAUCAGUCUGGGCAUGGGCAUCACCGUGCUCGCGCUCGGCAUCUUCACCCUCGCCAAGGUGUCGCAGCGGUGGCGCAAGGCGAACCUGAUCCCGGUGCUGGUGCCCUUCAGCUCGCCCACGUCGCCGCGCUCGCCCAUCACCAGCGUGCACAACGUCUGACACUCAACGGCUGCUGCCGCUCACAAGGGCACCGCGAGAUCAGGGGGCACAAAGGAGCGACUGGAGGGCAAACGAAGGGAAGGCCGGCUAAUAUUAUGUACAAUAACUCGAAAGGUCUGGGGAGCUGCCUGUUGCGAAGUUUCUCCAAACUGCGAAUUUUAGAGGCGGGACAAGCGACGUGUCCCGCACACCUGAAAAGGAUGAGCUAUUGUAGUUAUACGCCUCAAUGUAAGGGGUAGGGAUAUGCAGGUGUAAAGACUAGCUGAGAUCACAAAUAGAAGAGGGCGCAUUGCUUUCUUGUCCAAGUUCUGAACGGGGCAUUGAUUCAGUGUCCCUUCAAAUCAAUCAAAGUCAAUGCAUUAACGUUGGACUGGAACAUCUCUAGGCUAGACGUUCGGAUCCUUAUACUAGACUAUGUUGAAUACAGACAUACAGCUCUGGCGAGUUGACGAUGCAGCGGUAUCCCUGCGAAUUUCACAGGGUCUGCCCCCGUUAGCUCGCAAUCAAGUCAAGACGAACGUCGAACUUAGUCGUAAGAUGGUUUCGUUUCCAGCUAGGAGCUUGACAGGGUGGGAUCCUUGCUAACUUAAGCUACCGCUGUCCACUCAGUUCUCAGUACGUGUGAUCGAGUCGCCAC
This is a messenger RNA of Klebsormidium nitens, 1585 nucleotides long. The record is from the annotation of a GenBank genome assembly. Lineage: Eukaryota; Viridiplantae; Streptophyta; Klebsormidiophyceae; Klebsormidiales; Klebsormidiaceae.